AUGCAUUCAGUGAUCAUCCAGGGGUUCAAGAGCUAUAGAGAACAAACUGUGAUAGAGCCAUUUGAUCCUCGGCACAAUGUGGUUGUGGGACGCAAUGGCUCUGGCAAGAGUAACUUUUUUCAAGCAAUCCAGUUUGUCCUCAGUGAUGAAUUCUCAUACCUUCGACCUGAACAGAGGCAGGCUCUUCUACAUGAGGGAACUGGUCCACGUGUCAUAUCUGCCUUUGUUGAGAUUAUUUUUGACAACACUGACCAAAGGCUCCCAAUUGACAAAGAGGAAGUGUUUGUGAGACGAGUGAUUGGUUCUAAGAAGGAUCAGUAUUUCUUGAAUAAGAAAUGUGUCACAAGAUCUGACAUUAUGAACCUCCUCGAGUCUGCUGGCUUUUCCCGCUCAAACCCGUACUAUAUAGUGAAGCAAGGGAAGAUCAACCAGAUGGCCAUUGCACCAGAUUCCCAACGACUGAAACUCUUGAGAGAAGUGGCAGGCACUAGAGUAUAUGAUGAGAGAAGACAGGAAUCUAUGACAAUCUUGAAAGAGACUGAGGGGAGGAGGGAGAAGAUUGAGGAGUUCUUACGUACCAUUGAGGAGCGUCUGAGGACACUUGAAGAGGAAAAGGAAGAGCUAAAAGAAUAUCAGAAAUGGGACAAGAUGAGGAGGUCUCUGGAGUACACCAUUCAUGACAGAGAAUUGAAAGAGACACGAAAGAAGUUGGAAGAAAUGGAGCAUUCACGCCAGUCAUCGGGGAAGGAACAGGAGAAGCUUCGCAUGGCCCUUACCAAAGCCCAAGAUAACAUAAAGAGCUGGAGUAAGGAUUUGAAGGAUUGCAAGCAGAAGCUGAAUAGUGUGAAAGAGGAGAGAGAUACUCUGAAUGCUGAGCAUCAGCAGCUCCUCAAAGACAGGACUAAGUUGGAACUGCAAAUCAAAGAUCUCACAGAUGAAGUUUAUGGGGAUAAUAAGUCUAAAGAAAGAGCUGAACAAGAGUUAGCAACAUUGGAAAAGAAAAUAGAACUGCAGGAGAAAUCCCUUGAAGAACUGAGACCAAAAUAUGAGGAGAUGAAACAGAAAGAAGAGAAAUGCACCAGAGAUUUGGCACUGAAAGAGCAGAAAAGGAAGGAGUUAUACGCCAAGCAAGGAAGAGGAAGUCAGUUCACUUCUAAGGAGGAUCGUGAUAAAUGGAUCCAGCAACAGCUCAAGUCUCUGCGGAAGGCCAUUUCAGACAAAAGGGAGCAAAUCGAAAAAUUGACAGAGGAUAUAGAGAGAGAUGCGGACAAGAAGGUGAAACUUCAGGAUCAGAUUCAGAAAAGCAUUGAUGAAUAUGUGAAGUAUUUGAGAUGGUUGCAGACCUACACAAAUGAUAUGGAGCAACACAGAAGCAGCAUAGAUGAUCACAACAAGGAGUAUUAUGAGAUGAAGAAGAAGAAAGAUCAGUUGCAGUCAGAGAGAAAUGAGUUCUGGAGGCAGGAGAACAAACUUCAGCAGGAUGUGGCAACCCUGAAAGAAGAUCUGUCCAGGGCAGAGCAGUCUCUUCGUUCCAUGGUUGGGAAGGCAAUCCUGAAUGGCAGGGACAGUGUUCAUAAAGUUCUGGAGACCUUCCGUGAGAAGGGUGGUCAUUCAGCCAACUUUGCUAAUAAUUAUUAUGGAUUGGUCAUUGAAAACUUUGAAUGUGAGAAGUCCAUCUAUACUGCAGUUGAAGUCACUGCUGGGAAUAGGCUCUUCCAUCAUGUGGUGGAAUCGGAUGAAGUAGCCACCCAUAUUUUGAAAGAAAUGAACCGUCAAAAGCUGAGUGGAGAGGUCACAUUCAUGCCCUUCAACCGGCUCAUUAGAAAAGAAAUUAGAUAUCCUGAGACAAAGGAUGCCAUACCCAUGGUCUCAAAGUUGCAGUUUGAUGCCAAGUUUGAUGUGGCCAUGAAACACAUUUUUGGUCGGACCUUGAUCUGUCGCAACCUGGAAGUUGCUACACAGCUUGCAAGAAGUGCUCAGUUGGACUGCAUUACUCUCGAUGGAGACCAGGUGAAGCUGUCAUGUUAUAUUAGGGACCGACCACUUUUGUUACUCUUUACUGGUGGACAUGGAAGUAGGAGGUUUGGGUUGUGUGUGCAGGUGUCUUGUCGAGGUCCCAUCACAGGGGGCCAUUUCAACACAUCUCGAUCCAGACUGGAUACCCAGAAGAAUCGAUCAGAACUUGUCACUCAGGUAAAAGAAGCAGAGGAGAAGUUGCUUAGAAUGCGCCAGGAUCUCACAGCCACAGAAACUGACAUCAACAAGCUCGUUUCUGAGAUGCAGAAAACUGAGACCAAGAACAGCAAGGCCAAGUAUGUUGGGAUCAAAUUGCACUCCUGUGGGGUGUUGCAAGUGAAUGCUUUCAUACCUGUCUCCUUUUUCAGGGCCAUAUUUGACCAGAUGAAAGGGGACAUUCGGCUCAUGAGGGAGGAGUUGAGCAACAUUGAUAGGUCCAAGCAGCCUCGUGAGAGAUCCCUCUCUCAACUGAAGGAAAACCUGGAAGCUAUGGAGACCACUAAGAUGGGCUUAGAAUCAGAACUUCAUCAGGUGGGUAGACUUGAUCUUGAUUGUUGUCUUUAUGUCAUCAUACUUUUUCACUUGUUUUUCUUCCUUCUGCAGGAAUUGCUGCCACAGCUAUCAGUUGCAGAUCAGAGAGAGGUUGACAAACUUAAUGAUGAGAUUCGCACCCUCACCCAAGAGAACAAAGAAGCAUUUGCAGCUCGCAUGAAGCUGGAAGCAGAGAAAAACAAGAUUGAGAACCUUCUAAUGAAUAAUCUGAACCGUCGGAAGGAAGAGUUGGUCCAGGCUCUUCAAGAGAUCUCGGUAGAGGACAGGCGACGACAUUUGGAGAAUUGCCAGUCUGAGUUGAAGUCCAUCAACAAGCGAGAUGAAGAUGUCACAUCUCAGUUGAAAGAUACAGAAAAGAAAGUCACUGAUCUCAGUAAAAAGCUCUUCAAGCAACUGGACAAGGCCAAUGCAGAAUUAAAAAAGUACAGCCAUGUAAAUAAGAAAGCCCUGGACCAGUUUGUUAGUUUCUCUGACCAGAAAGAGAGGCUAGAUCUGAUGAAUGCUCUGGAGCACCGGAAAUAUGAAGCUAUUCAGUUUACAUUUAAGCAAGUGUCCCGGUUUUUUGCUGAAGUGUUCAAGACCCUUGUGCCAAGUGGGAAUGCGCAGCUGGUCAUGCGCACAGACCGAGAGGAUGCCUCAGAGCCAGAAGAUGAGGGGGAAGUUGGGAACGCAGACCAAUUUACUGGGGUUCGCAUCAAGGUGUCAUUCUCUGGUCGGAAUGCUGAGAUGAGAGAGAUGAACCAGCUUUCUGGAGGGCAGAAAUCACUUGUUGCAUUGGCUCUCAUCUUUGCCAUUCAGAAAUGUGACCCUGCUCCCUUUUACCUCUUUGAUGAAAUUGAUCAGGCCCUAGAUGCCCAACAUCGUAAGGCAGUGGCAGAUAUGAUUCAUGAACUUUCCAAGGAUGCCCAGUUCAUCACAACUACUUUUAGACCUGAACUGUUGGAGCAUGCCAAUAAGUUCUAUGGUGUGAAAUUCCGGAACAAGGUCUGGUAUGCCCAAAGUUCUGUUCUUGCGGCGCAUUAA
Messenger RNA from Darwinula stevensoni, 3591 nucleotides. Lineage: Eukaryota; Metazoa; Arthropoda; Ostracoda; Podocopida; Darwinulidae. The record is from the annotation of a GenBank genome assembly.